AUGGCGGAGGAAGCACUGGCGGCUGCAAUGGACAAGCUUGCGGACAUCAUGGCCGCGAAGAUGGUGGCUGCAGGUGAGAAGGCACCUGCUGAUGUGGGCUCGAGCGCUGCGCAGGCAGAGAUGGUGCAGAAGAUUGAGCUGGCUCCAAACGAGGUGAAGUUAGAAGGUGUAGAAAACUACCUGAGGUGGUCGAGGAGAGGUAAACUCAUCCUCAGAACUAAGUCACUGGAAGACUAUGCUCUUGGUGAGGUGAAGGAACCAGAAGACAAGAGGGGAGCUUCAUGGAAGAAAUGGAAUGCCACAGACAGUUUCGUGUUGAAUUGGCUGCUGAGUUCUCUAUCCCCUUCUGUUGCUGCUUCGGUGGAGGACCUCCCUACUGCUGCUGAGGUAUGGGCAGCGUUAGCUAGUAUGUACUCAGGGAAGGGAAAUGUCAUGUUGGUCUCCAAAAUUGAAGAAACUGUGCAUGAUCUCACUCAAGGUGAUAGGACUGUAAUGAUGUAUGUUGAAGAGCUGAAACAUCUUUGGGCUGAUUUAGACUAUCUUGCACCUAUUGUGUUGCCACAUGCUGAGUGUGCAGUGAUAGCUAGAAAGUGGGUUGAGGAUAGGCGUGUCCUCAAGUUUUUGAAGGGGCUGGACUCCAUGUUUGAGAAUAGAAGGGCUAUCUUAAUGCAACAAGCUGAGUUGCCGUCACUAAGAGAUGCCAUUGCUGCUAUAGCACAGAAGGAGACUAGACUGAAAGCUGUGGAGCGGUCAAAGGUGGCUUCCAGACCUGCUUAUCACAUAAUGAAUAGGCCUGAGACAAGAGACUGCCACAAUUGUGGGCUGAAAGGGCAUCUCAGUUACCAGUGCACAGCCCCAUCGAAGAGAGACAACAAAGGCAGAGGAGGUUACAGAGGCAGCUACAGAGGAGAUGGUAGGGGAUACUAUCGUGGAAGCAACAACAGGGGCAGAAGUGCUCCAAGUAACUAUAACAACUACAAUCGCUACCAAGGGGAGGCCAGAGCGAAUGUAUCUGUCAUGAGUGAGGGUCAGUCCAGUUCUUCUCAUAGUCAAGACAUGAGAAAUGAGCAGCAGGGUCAAGACAAGAGGAACGAACAGCAAGCGGAGACAGUGUUUGGUGACUUUGCUCAUUUUGUGUACUCUGAUGAAGGAGAUGGGAACUGGGAGGAGGCUUGGGGCAGGAACCAGGCAUAGAGGACUAUGGUACAUGGAUCACCAGGAGGAUGUGAAGACUGCUGGCAUGGCUCUUGCUGCGACUGCGACAGAGAAGGAAGCAUUAGCUAUGAUCCACCAUUGUAGGUUUGGACAUGUUUCUUUUGAGAAAAUGAAGAAAGCUUUCCCUGAUGUAAUGAAUGGUUUAGAUAAAACCAAGUUAAGGUGUGAGGCAUGUGAGUAUGCUAAACACACUCGGAUAUCGUAUGUGAGUAAGGGGCUCAGGAGUAUAGUCCCAUUUGUGCUUGUUCAUUCAGAUGUUUGGACAUGUCCAUCAACCUCGAUAAAUGGAAUGAAAUAUUUUGUCACCUUCAUUGAUUGCAAUACUCGCAUGACAUGGAUGUAUCUAAUGCGACAUAAAGAUGAGGUGUUUGAGUGUUUCAAGGACUUCUGUGCGUAUGUUAAAACUCAAUUCAAGGUGCAGGUUCAAAUGAUAAGGACUGACAAUGGGACAGAAUAUGUCAACAGAAGGCUGGGAGAGUUCCUAUCAGACCAAGGUAUUCUGCAUCAGACAUCUUGCCCGGACACUCCUCCCCAAAAUGGCGUGGCAGAGCGGAAAAAUCGGCAUAUCCUUGAGGUGGCGCGCUCAAUCAUGUACACUAUGAAUGUGCCAAAGUGUCUAUGGGGUGAAGCCGUUCUGACUGCAACCUAUCUGAUCAAUCGCACGCCAUCCAUGAUACUGGGUAUGAAAUCUCCUUGUGAACUCUUAUUAGGAGAGAAUAAAUUUAGUGUGCCACCAAAGGUGUUUGGAUGUACUUGUUUUGUCAAGGAUCAUAGACCUGCUGUGAACAAGCUGGAUCCUCGGGCGGUGAAGUGUAUCUUUAUUGGCUAUCCUUCUGGACAGAGAGGGUAUAAGUGUUGGAGUCCUUCUGAUAGGCGCACUUUCGUGAGUAUGGAUGUGACAUUCUGGGAAUCUAAUCCUUACUAUGGGGAAAAACUGACUUGAGCUUGUUGUUUGAAUGUCUGGACCAGCCUGUGGUUGGUCCAGAGGGGGAGGUGGUGUUGCAACCUCAAGUAUCUGAAGCAAGAGGGAGAGAACAAGGAAGAUGUCAGGAAGAGGUGAUGCAGCAAGCAAGACCGCCAAUGGUGGGCACUAUACCCGUGUUGCCGUUGUCUAGUGGAGAAGGUGAAACAGAAACGCAUCAGGUUCAAGAGCAACCUGAGCAGCAGAAGGGCAUAGCACAGAAGCCACUUAAAGUCUACACCCGGCGAGCCAAGGCAAAUGAACCCCAGGGGGAGCAAGCAGGAAAUGAGAAUGUGAUGCAGGGGGAGUCACACAUAGAACAGGAGGACUCAUCCACGGAGAUGCCAAUUGCGUUGAGGAAGGGAACUAGGGCUGCGGCUGCCAAACGUGUCGAGAGAUAUGGGUUUGAGCAUAAUAUUGGGAAUUAUGUGAAUUAUGAUGCUCUGUCGGCAUCAUAUAAAGUGUUCAUUGCUUCUCUUCAAGCGAUGGUUAUUCCUUUAGAUUGGAGAAAUGCAAAGAAGGACCCUAAGUGGUGUGCUACUAUGCGAGAAGAACUAGAAGCAUUGAGAAAACAGAGGACUUGGGAGUUAGCUGAGUUGCCAGCAGGAAAGAAAAUAGUGGGCUGCAAAUGGGUUUAUUCUGUCAAACAGAAUCCUGAAGGCAAGAUUGAGAGAUACAAAGCCAGACUAGUUGCAAGAGGAUAUAGUCAAACCUAUGGGAUAGACUAUGACGAAACAUUUGCUCCAGUAGCAAAAAUGAACACUGUGAGGAUAUUAGUAUCAUGUGCAGCAAACUUUGGAUGGCCUUUGCAUCAGUUAGAUGUGAAAAAUGCUUUCUUGCAUGGAGAACUAAAAGAAGAAGUCUAUAUGGAAGUCCCCCUGGAUUGGACUCAUCUAAAACUGAAGGCAAGGUGUGUAGAUUGAAAAAGUCUUUGUAUGGUCUGAAACAAUCACCGAGAGCUUGGUUCGAUAGAUUCCGAAGGGCUAUGUGUGAGAUGGGAUACAAACAAUGCAAUAAGGAUCACACUGUCUUCUACCGACAUCAGAAUAGGAAGAUUGUCAUCCUUGCAGUCUAUGUAGAUGAUAUAAUCAUAACUGGAGAUGAUGGGACGGAGAUAGCAAGGUUAAAGGAGUGUCUUGGAAAGGCAUUUGAAGUGAAGGAUCUUGGUCAGAUGAAGUAUUUUCUGGGUAUUGAGAUUGCAAGAUCUGCCAAAGGGAUAGCCUUGUCCCAGCGCAAGUACACCUUGGAUCUCCUCAGUGAUAUGGGAAUGUUAGAGUGUCGAGCUGCUACUACCCCAAUUGACCAAAACCAUAAGGUAACAGCACAAUCUGGAGAUCUAGUGGAUAAGGAGAAAUACCAAAGACUGGUAGGGCGUUUACUAUACUUGUGUCACAUAAGACCAGACAUUGCCUAUGCUGUGAGCAUAGUGAGUAGGUAUAUGCAUGAGCCCAGAAGUGGACAUGUGGAGGCAGCACACAGAAUUCUGAAGUAUUUGAAGGGAACACCAGGAAGAGGACUGUGGUUCGAAGGGAAUGGCCACUUGGUAGUUGAUGGGUAUAGUGAUGCAGACUGGGCAAGUUGCCUGGAUGAUCGUCGAUCAACAUCUGGGUAUUGUGUGUUUGUGGGAGGUAACUUAGUUUCAUGGAGAAGCAAGAAGCAGCCAGUUGUAUCAAAAUCAACAGCAGAAGCAGAAUAUAGAGCCAUGUCUCAGGGGUUAAGUGAGAUGUUGUGGGUGAGAAACCUUCUAAGUGAAUUGAAAUUGCUAAGAGAAGGACCUCUGAAUGUCUGGUGUGACAACAGGUCUGCUAUAUGCAUAGCUAACAACCCAGUGCAACAUGACAGAACUAAGCAUGUAGAGAUUGAUCGAUUCUUCAUCAAAGAGAAGCGUGAUGCUGGGAUUAUAAAGAUUGAGUAUGUGCACACAGGCCAACAGAUAGCAGACUGCUUGACAAAAGGUUUGGCAGGAAAGGAAUGCAACCUAGCUUGCGACAAGAUGGGAAUGAUAGAUAUCUACCACCCAUCUUGAGGGGGAGUGUUGAACCGGUAUGGGCCCUAGCCCAUCUGUACCUAUCUCUUAGGCCCAAGCCCAUGAGAAAUGUUGACCUAGAAGAGGAGCUCCUCCUCCUCUGUUCCGUGAGAGCCGCCACACACCAAGAAAGACACAACAGUAGCUGCUCCUGGUAUGCUACUCCUCCAAGUUCAACAACAUGUAAGUACACACUCACCACAAAUCACAAGUCAAAUAUGUGUCGCCACCUGAUCUCCCAAUCACCGUACAUUUGUCCGUCCUUGUACACUAGCAUCCUUGACACAGCUGACCAACCGACUGUUGUCAGGUGUCCCUCUGGGCCAAACUCAUUCACAAAGUCCUCACCUGACAUCACUAUCAGGUAAGGCAACAGGUGUUUGUACCAUUUCCUGCAAGUUCGAAACACACAAUUCAACAGCCGUGCAAAACAACAUACCCAAGUUUUGACAUGUGAUCUACUCGAUUAGGUAAUUAACUUACCGGUUGCGAUUCCUUGAGCUCCUAAUGCACAUUUUGUCCCAGAAUUCCACAACAUUCUUUGUAAGGGGUUCCUCAUGCUUCAGACCAGCUUUACCGGGGAACACGUCUCCCUUGUUAUCCAUUUCCAUUUUCACUAUGGUCCUCACCAUGCCAACACGCAACCUCAGGUUGCUAUUCAUUCGCCCUGAGACGACUCCUACCCCCCUCUCUACGCCAGCAUUCACUGCACCAGACAACACCGUUACAAAAUUAGAUGUAGUUAUGUUCCCCCGUACAGAUUCACCUAUAGAUAUGUAUUUUAUAUCACUGGUAACAAACCUGUCUAUCCAUCAUUCAUCGCUGCAUGUUCGUUUUGAGCAUGCUGCCCAUGCAGACCAGUAGUCCCUGCUGCCGAUGUUUCUCCAACAUCUCUGACUGCAAGUACAUAUAGAUGGCGCGAAUAAGAUAUGGCAUGAGACCGUUUUAUUGAGUUGUGGUUACAGGUUGGGUUUUGUUUCCCACUCACUUGUAUUCCCCGUGAAGUUAUGUCCUGCAAUUCGCUGAAGUACACCUACACCAGUUGUCACUGGUUCUGCUUGGUCCGGUUCUGCAAAUCCACGCACUAUAAUAAGAGAAUUGAGCAGGAUUCAUCAGCUUAUUAAGGUUGAGAUUUUUAAUCACCUUCAUGAUGCCCAGAUCUGCCAAUAGGUGGAUUCAAGUCAUACCCACCACCUACAGAAGUAGCCCCUGCUCCAGAACCUUCUCCGGCUGCCCUGACUAUCAAUGCAAAUACAAGAUCAAUGCCUGUCAUCGCAUUACUCAACAGUUCUUCAUCAUUAGGGAAUGUUUUUCACUCACUUGUAAUCCCUGGAAAGACAUAUCCCGUGCUGAUUCGAAGGACACCUCCUCAAGUUGUUACCGUUUUAGUUUGCCCUGUUGCUGGAAGAGCAAGCAUUAUAUUCUAGUUAGCCCUCUGCUAAUGUGACUUAGUUGGUAUAUGUUGAGUUUUAAUUUUUUUACAAACCUUGACGAUGCUCAUCAUUCCCGGGUUGUGCUAUUAAAACAUCUCCUCGAGCUGUCAUCGUUUCAGUUUGUCGCGUUGCUACAAGUUCAAGCAGUAUAGUUAGUCAGUCUAGUGCUAAUUUGAUUUACUUGAAAUAAGAUUAUAUUUGAUUUGUCUACGAACCUUGAACAUGAUCACCAUUCCCUGGCUGUCCCAUCAACCCAUUUUGGUCUGAGUCGUUACCACUCCCAUCGUUUUGAUCUAAACUUCGUGUCGAGGAUGACUGCCUGCCUGAUCUCUUGAUACGUCUCCUUUGUCGGCACUGCCGCCUCCCUCUGUUUGCGCUCCGCUUAUGUCGCCUUCGGAUUCCUUCUGGUCCUCUACCUGCCAUGUAUAAUGGACAAACAUGACAAUUUGAAAUUCUGAAUCUACGCCCCCUGGCCAAUAUGUACACCAGCAGCAACAGCACCUGCUUCAUUGGUCCCAGCCGGCACAGGUUCAAUCACCGUUGUUGCUGCCAUUGGAUGGUAUUCAUGUGGUGGCGAUGAUCCAACAAAUGCCAUCCCUACAAAUUUGUAAAUCAAAUCUCCCACCAACUGGUUCAUGAACACUGUCCCCAAUUUAGUUGCAUACAUUAUCUCAUGCAAAACACUUACCAUCUAUUGUCGUCUGAAACUUCAUGCAAUGUGUGUUCCCCGUGCUUCCUU
Molecule: messenger RNA, 6374 nt
Organism: Triticum dicoccoides
Lineage: Eukaryota; Viridiplantae; Streptophyta; Magnoliopsida; Poales; Poaceae
Exons: 2
Coding region: 1-1194 (397 amino acids)
Molecular function (GO): nucleic acid binding; zinc ion binding
Source: RefSeq, a predicted model, not a curated record